UAAAGGAGGCUGGAACCGGGAGCAAAUGUCAUGCUUUCGAAAGAUGGAGAAAGUGAUUGUGUCCAUGCAGGACCCUGACAUGGGCAUGAAGAUGAGAAACCAGAGGCUCCUCAUCACUGUCAUUCCACACGCCAUGACAGGCCGCGAUAUAAUCGACUGGUUGAUCCAGAAAUACAAUAUCUGUGACGAGGAGGCACUUCACGUUGGCGGCAUGCUGGUGAGAUACGGGUAUAUUUACCCUCUCAAGGAGCCGAGAUCUCUUGUGCUAAGGCCUGAUGAGUCACCUUACCGCUUCCAAACUCCUUACUUCUGGACUAGUACCCGGUGGCCUGCCUCAGAGCUGGACUAUGCAAUCUAUUUGGCUAAAAAAAACAUAAGGAAACAGGGAGAACUCAUGGAAUAUGAAAAGGAGAGGUACAGCGUGUUGAACAAGAGGAUCAACCACACCUGGGACUUUGUGGUCAUGCAAGCCAGAGAGCAACUCAGAGCAUCCAAACAGAGACGGAAGGCUGACCGCAUUGUGCUAGAAUGUCAGGAGCAGGCUUACUGGCUCAUCAACAGACCUCCGUCUGGGAUGCGUAAUAUGUUGGACAUGGGUCUAGAGAGACCAAAUACCUUCAGCUCGCGAGUUACACUGAACAGUGACUACUACAAAAAUGAGAUUGAAACCUGUAAAAGGGCUCUCGGAAGAAACCGUGUAAAGUCAUCCAUCUGCCUAGAAGGAUUUGUUAAAUACAGCGAGCAGUACCUGAACCAUGAUCCCAUUAUGCAAGGCUGCCUUCCCAGUAACCCCUGGAUCUCUGAUGACACCGCGCAUUGGACGAUGAAUGCAGAAGUGGUGCCUACACCGACACGUCUUCGAGUGGAACGCUGGAGCUUCAGCUUCAUGGAGCUUCUCAAUGACUCCAUGGGGAAGCGUGAGUUCAUGACCUACCUGGAGAAAGAGUUUAGUGCGGAGAACUUGUGUUUCUGGCAGGCCUGUGAGGAUAUUAGACACGGAGAAAGUUCCAGGAUCAUACAGAAAGUGGAGGAGAUCUACAAAAAUUUCCUGGCUCCUGGAGCUGCACGUUGGGUCAACAUCGACAGUAAGACGAUGGAUAAAACUCUAACAGGGAUCAGACACCCACAUCGUUUUGUCAUGGAUGACGCACAAAUGCACAUCUACUUUCUCAUGAAGAAGGACUCUUACCCAAGAUAUCUUAAGUCUGACCUAUACAAGAACUUGCUGGCCAAAGCUAUUGUCCCCCAGGAGUCAAAGAAAAGUGUGUUCCCCUUCAUGAGACGUCAGAGGCAUGCUUGCCCCUCCCCUGCUCUGGUUGUCACCCAUGCGACAGAGGAAGACGGACAUGCCAAGGGGGCCGGGGAAGCAGGUACCAACUCCGCAGCUGGUUCCCAUGCCUGAUGCCGGUCUUUAAAAAAAAGUGUCAGAUUCAAUCACCUCCAUUUUCUCUGUUGGUCACCAUAGCAACCACCCAAGGAGUUCUCCUCUGCUUUUUCUUUCAAGUCUAACUGUCCAUGUGAAAGCCAGAGCGUUUCUUUCACCACUGCAACAUUAGCAGGGGUAGGAUUUCAACGUUAGAGCCUCCUCUCAAAGCACAGGUGUUAAUGCAUACCUCAGGAGCAUCGUAUCUUAUUUCCAGAGCACAAGCAGUGAACAGCAGAGGGAAAAAAGAGCUUUUAGUCCUACUGUUAGAGUUUAAUGCAGCAUAGUCAUCCUGCAUCCACAUCUCAUCUCAGCCCAGAAAGUAUGUCCUGUUGUUCUCCAAAGCUUUCUUUCUCCCCCAGCAGCUUUUAUAUAGAAUCAUAUAAAAUAAUCAGGUUCAGGCAAACGGUUGUCAUGUCUGUGAUUAUCGUACAGUUUGCUUGUUUUGUUCAUUCCACGCCAGAGCUUCACUUUCUGAUGGUUGUUGCUGUUAUUUUUGCCCGAGCAUGUUUUCAUCCCAAUAAAAUAUCACA
Molecule: messenger RNA, 1956 nt
Organism: Larimichthys crocea (large yellow croaker)
Lineage: Eukaryota; Metazoa; Chordata; Actinopteri; Sciaenidae
Gene: rgs11
Product: regulator of G protein signaling 11
Exons: 17
Coding region: 26-1402 (458 amino acids)
Biological process (GO): regulation of G protein-coupled receptor signaling pathway; positive regulation of GTPase activity; G protein-coupled receptor signaling pathway
Cellular component (GO): neuron projection; cytoplasm; plasma membrane
Molecular function (GO): GTPase activator activity
Source: RefSeq, a predicted model, not a curated record